AUGUCUCACAACUAUCACAUUUCUACUGGAAGAGGGGGCGCUGGGAACGUAGUUUCCACAUCUGAAAAGCCGUCACCCAAAAUUGUGCCUCAAGGCUCACAAACCCCAAGCCUUCUGCAGCCUGUGUUUAGCACUGGGCGAGGCGGGGCUGGAAAUAUGUACAAGAACGUGGACCGCAAUCUGACGCGCAAAGCACAGGACGUGGAUGAUCACAUUUCUGGUGGUGAGGACCAUAUUGAACCCGUGAGCUCCGGAGGAGAGAAAGUGCAUUCUGUCACCUCUCAAACCUCCGCCCUUAAUACAAAGCAGCACAAUGGCAAGCACACCCUGAAGCCAAGCAGAAGUCGGCACGAUUCACCUCAGACGGUCAGUAUUGGUAGAGGUGGCGCUGGAAAUAUGCUUUCUGCUUCAAGCAGCAGAACUUCGGAAGGCGACAAGAACAGAAUCUCUGCAAAGAACAGGUCUCCCAAAAAAGGAAUGUGGGCAAAUAUCAAGAAUAUGUUUUCUCAGAGGGAUAAUUGA
Messenger RNA from Lachancea dasiensis, 522 nucleotides. The record is from the annotation of a GenBank genome assembly. NCBI's taxonomy places the organism in Eukaryota, Fungi, Ascomycota, Saccharomycetes, Saccharomycetales, Saccharomycetaceae.